This is a messenger RNA of Thalassophryne amazonica, 1783 nucleotides long. RefSeq names its product somatolactin alpha (gene smtla). The record is from RefSeq and is a predicted model, not a curated record. NCBI's taxonomy places the organism in Eukaryota, Metazoa, Chordata, Actinopteri, Batrachoidiformes, Batrachoididae. Gene Ontology annotation, biological process: animal organ development; positive regulation of receptor signaling pathway via JAK-STAT; positive regulation of growth. Gene Ontology annotation, molecular function: growth hormone activity; growth hormone receptor binding. Gene Ontology annotation, cellular component: extracellular region.
AUGCUUUUUGCCGAUGAUGCAGCCUUGACAUCACACUCCGAAGACGGUCUGCAGCAGCUUGUUAGUCGCCUUUUUCACGCCUACAAUGAGUUUGGACUGACCAUCAGUCUGAAGAAGACAAACGUCAUGACACAGGGUACAGUUGCUCCCCUUAACAUUGACAUUGAUGGGUACAGCCUGGAAGUCGUGGAGCACUUCAAAUACCUUGGGUUAACCAUCACUAACUCACUCUCCAUUGAUGCAGAGAUGAACAGCAGGGUUGCAAAGGUAGCAGCAGUUACGGCAAAACUAUGCCACAGAGUCUGGAACAACUCCAGCCUCACUGAGAAGACAAAACUGUGCGUCUCCCAGACCUGGAUGCUCAGCACACUUCUCUGUGGUAGCAAGGCAUGGACCGCCUAUGGCAGACAUGAGAAAAAGCUCAAGGUUCCCAAUACAGAGAUCUUGGAGCUCUGCAACGUGUGUAGCAUGUUCACAAUUCUUGGCAAAAGGCGCCUUAGUUGGCUUGUCCACAUCAGGAGAAUGAAUCUGGGCCACAUUCCUAAAGAUCUACUGUACGGUGAGCUGGCAGAGGGCAUUCAUUUGGCUGGUCAACCACGCCUGUGCUUCACGGAUGUCUGCAAGAAGGACAUGACAAUGUGGAGCAUCAAUGUCAACACAUGGGAGCAGUCUGCAGAGGCCCAUUUUGUGGCAGCAUGUGUUUUUACAUGCAUUUACCUGAGCAAUUGUGUUCAUUUUAUUUUUUUGUCUACCUGUGAAUAUGUGCAUCCAUGUGUGAUUGCAGUCACACUGCUGGGCAUAUGGGCUGUUUGUCUCUGGCCUUAUCUGCUUUCCAAAAGCAUCCCCCUAAACUGUGAUGAAGACCAUGGUGGCAUCUCCAGCUGUCCCUCCAUCUCACAGGAAAAACUUCUAGACCGAGUUGUCCAGCACGCUGAGCUCAUCUACCGUACCUCUGAAGAAUCACAUACCUUGUUUGAGAAUAUGUUUGUCCCAAUUCCACUGCGUCUCCCGGGGAACCAGAGAGGUUAUGUAUGCAUCACCAAAGCCCUACCCCUCCCCACCUCCAAAAGUGAAAUUCAACAGAUAUCUGACAAAUGGUUGCUCCACUCGGUUGCUGAUGCUUGUCCAGUCCUGGAUUGGGCCUUGGUUGACUUACAGGCAACACUGCAGCACUAUGAUGGUGUAACAGACAUCCUGCUGAACAAGACCAAGUGGGUGUCUGAGAAGCUGAACAGUCUAGAGAAGGGUGUACUGGUUCUUAUCAAGAAGAUUUUGAAUGAAGAGAUUCUGAGUGCAUCCUACAGUGAAGACAGCCUGCUGCAGGAAGAUUCACAGCCUGAGAUGCUGAACUCUAUUCUGAGAGUCUACGCCUUACUCAGCUGCUUCAAGAAAGAUGCUCAUAAGAUGGAGACUUUUAUGAAGCUUCUGAGGUGUCGACAAACUGACAAAUACAAUUGUGCAUAAAACGCAAAAGGCCGGAUUAUAAUAAUGUGGUAUUUUACUAUAAAUGGUUUCCUGUGGCUGGUAAAUGUGCACUUAUAUAUAUGACCAUGCCGUAGGCGAUUCAAACUUGAUUUCAAUGCAGUACAGCUUUUAUUGAUUGUUUAGAACACCUUCACACAAAAUGAAGUAGGAGUAAUGCUGUGCCCUUUCUUCAACACACUGUAUUUUACAUUUCUCAGCUCAGUUGUUAUUUUAACCUGGUAAAGGCAGCACAGGCCAUAUUCCCAAAAGAUUAGUUGUAUGUUGGGUUGUCAAAAAAAAAAAAAAAAAAUCUGCAUAU